This is a messenger RNA of Brassica oleracea var. oleracea, 957 nucleotides long. RefSeq names its product 3-isopropylmalate dehydratase small subunit 1. The record is from RefSeq and is a predicted model, not a curated record. The transcript has a single exon. Bases 54 to 830 code for a protein of 258 amino acids. Lineage: Eukaryota; Viridiplantae; Streptophyta; Magnoliopsida; Brassicales; Brassicaceae.
AAUUGUCACUCACUUAAGACAACGAGUUCGAUCAUAGAUCCAAACACACACAAAUGGCGUCUUCUCUUCCUACAUUGUCCCGAGCCUUACCUUCCUCCUCAAGCAAACCUCCUUCUCCCUUAGUUCCCUUCCCAUCUCCUUCCCUCAAAAUCACCACUUCCACUCCCUUCAUCCCAUCUUCCAUCUCCCUCUCUUCACGCGGCGCGUCCUUCGCCAUCCCACGUGCAACUCCCGCCUCCCACGGAUCUGGCUCCGACGAAACUCUAGCCAAAACCACCUUCCACGGUCUCUGCUUCGUAUUGAAAGACAACAUAGACACAGACCAGAUCAUCCCAGCUGACAAAGCCACCAUCUUCCCUUCCAACCAGCAAGAACGCGACGAGAUCGCUUCCAACGCUCUUUCCGGUCUACCUGACUUCCACACAACCCGGUUCGUUGAGCCAGGAGAGAUCAAGUCUAAAUACUCCAUCAUAAUUUCUGGUGAGAACUUUGGUUGCGGGUCGUCGCGUGAACACGCUCCUGUUUGUUUAGGAGCAGCCGGAGCUAAAGCAGUUGUUGCUCAGACUUACGCGAGGAUCUUUUUCCGUAACUCGGUGGCUACGGGGGAGGUGUUUCCGCUCGAGUCAGAGGUUAGAGUCUGCGACGAGUGUACGACGGGAGACACGGUGACGAUCGAGCUGAGAGAUAGUGGUGGUUUGUUGACUAAUCACACGACCGGUAAGCAGUAUAAGCUGAAGGCGAUAGGUGAUGCUGGACCGGUUAUUGAUGCUGGUGGUAUCUUUGCUUAUGCGAGGAAGGUGGGAAUGAUCCCAUCUCCAUCAGUAGCUUAACUCUCUUCGCAUGUGUGUUAGAGUUCUAUAUUCUCUUUCACUUUGUUGUUGUUCUAUGUAAUGAAUAAGAAAACAUGUUCCAAGAAAAUGAUUGACAAACAAUGUGUUCCAUUUGAUCACAUAUUAG